This is a messenger RNA of Sinocyclocheilus anshuiensis, 717 nucleotides long. Its product is annotated as probable G-protein coupled receptor 151. Gene Ontology annotation, biological process: G protein-coupled receptor signaling pathway. The transcript has a single exon. Gene Ontology annotation, molecular function: G protein-coupled receptor activity. The record is from RefSeq and is a predicted model, not a curated record. Gene Ontology annotation, cellular component: plasma membrane. Lineage: Eukaryota; Metazoa; Chordata; Actinopteri; Cypriniformes; Cyprinidae. The annotation marks the transcript as partial.
AUGGGAGUCCUGAUCACCAACGCGCGUAAAAGUAAGCUGUCCUUGAUCAACGCACUCAUCCUCAACCUCAUGCUAGCUGAUUGUCUGGUCCUGGCAUUUGCUGUUCCCUUCAAAGCCACUGCUUAUUCCCGUGCCAGCUGGACUUUGGGUAUGUUUGUCUGUAAGACCUGUGACUGGUUCUUGCACUCAUGUAUGGCUGCAAAGAGCUUUACCGUGGCCAUCAUGGCCAAAGCUUGCUACAGGUACGUCAGUAACCCCACCAAGCAGGUAAGCCACCGUUUGAAGACUAUCCUGGUAGUCCUACUCUUUACUUGGCUCUUGGCGUGCGUGGUCCCCAUUCCCCAGUGGCUUUUUUCCACCCUGCAAAGAGAAGCAAGUGGAAUGAUUUGUGUUCAAGCAGUGCCAGUCGAUGCCCAUGAUUUCAUGUCUGUGUACGUCAAGGCGUACCCUCUCCUGGCCUACUGCAUACCUUUGAGUUUCGCCCUACUUUAUUUUUGGAAAGCAUAUGGACGAUGCCAGCGCAGGUCCAGCAAGACCCAGAACCUACGAACGCAGAUCCGAUCCCGCAAACUCACCCUGAUGCUGUUCAGCCUGACGGUGGCCAUGGCCACCAUGUGGCUCCCGCAAUGGGUGUCCUGGGUUUGGAUGCGGCACACCCUAGAGACCGAUGGUGCCUUUCCUCCGGUCCUCUUCACUCUCUCCGCCCAGCUCCUCAUG